Messenger RNA from Corythoichthys intestinalis (scribbled pipefish), 1821 nucleotides. RefSeq lists its product as uncharacterized. The record is from RefSeq and is a predicted model, not a curated record. NCBI's taxonomy places the organism in Eukaryota, Metazoa, Chordata, Actinopteri, Syngnathiformes, Syngnathidae. Gene Ontology annotation, molecular function: microtubule binding. The transcript is spliced from 9 exons. The coding region runs from base 557 to 1435 and encodes 292 amino acids.
UCAAUUUCUUGAAGAUUCACAUUUCCACAAUCGUAUUUUACCUCUACAAAAAGAGCAGCUUUUAUGGUUUGUUUUUUUCUCUCUCUUCAUUUUCAACAGAAACUCUACAUAGAUCAUAGUGGACCUUUGGGUGUUUGACACUUUUUGACUUACAAUACUACAACGAUUUGACAUUGUCCAACUAAAGGGACAUACUUAUAUAAGCUGGCCUCUUGACACUUACAGUAAUAAGUGUUAGGGACUAAUCAAGAAUGUGCUAGGCAAGGAAGCACAUGCAGGAGAGUCAGCAUGUGCUAAAAGUCGAGAUGAUCUUGCAUCAAGUCUGCUUGCCAGAAGGAAGGCUGGAACAUGACUGUGGAAUGAAAUAAAAGGAAGGAUUGGUGAAUGUGAUAAUGAGGUGCUAUUUCCACAUGUGAUGAACUGGAAUAGAAGAAACGUGGAUGUUUUCUACAGCUGGAAGCCUAUCGACAGCUCACAUCAAUGAGUUUUGGAAUCAACUCUACCACAUACCAGAGCCGGGAGCACCCAGGCCAUGAGAGUUUGAGAUUCAGCAAUCAUGAGGCGUAAUGAGGGCAGACAAGCCCACUCAGCCACUGAUAGAUUGGCGCUGAGCGGUCCGGGGAAUACGACGGUUCAGACUGUGGAGGGGAAGAGCGGGCGCUUGAUAGAUGGCUCAAUCAUUCAGACGUCUCCACAGCCGCCCUCCUUCUGGACCUGCGUUCACCGAGAGGUGCCAGCGAGGUGUACCAGCUCUCUUGUGUUUCUUGACAAGCUAUUUUCAGCAUCCCUGGUGGCUCCAGACAGGACAGCGGGGAUAAACGCUCGGUACAAGUCCACCUUGUUCAUUUGGCUCUGCUCGCCCAACAUAAAAGAAGCUUCUGGAAGGCUCAGGGCGGUCGUAUUGGACAGAGAGCAACAUGGCAACAGUUGGGGUCAGUGUGGAAAAGCAGCAUCAGAGGGAACUCUAGAAAGGACAAAAGAACCAGCAGAAGGUCCUACAAGAAGCAGUGGGAUGGAAUAUUGUCUAUUCUUCCUGAAGACAAAUACUCAGGAAGCCUCACCCAGAACUCGCACUCUCAAAGAGGCCCUGGAGCUCUCCAGGCCAGACUUCAUCAACCGAUCUAAGGAUCGAGUGUGGAGGAUGGAGGCGAGUGCGAGGAGGAGGAGGAUGGAGAGGAGGUGCGCCCUACUGACGCAAGACGUGCAAAGGAAAAAGUGCACCGUGCCGGAUCCGCACAGCGAUAUGCUUUUCAAACCAAAACAGAGGUCAAUAUCAGGCUGGGAGAUGCAGCAGAGGACCAGAAGGAUGUACUACAUGUUGCCUGAGGUGAAAAAGAGAAAGCAAGAGGCAGAGAGGAAAGCUUCAUCCCAAGCGAACAGAGUGCGAGUUCACCUCUUUAAGAAGAGACUCCUGGACAACAUCUUGCAAAGAUGAAACGGAUGUGCAGAAAGACAAAUAUUUAUGCUUUGUAUUUCAUCCAUAUGUUCAGUAUUCUUAAUAUUAUUGACUCUCAUCGAAACAGGUUUUGGUUAUAUUGUCAUUUUUAUUUAUUUUAUUUCACAUUUAUUUUGAACACUGCUAAAACUCAAAAUCUUGUCAGGAAUUAAAAUUGAGAUUUAAACCUAAAACCUAACUAUAACUUAAAAAAAGCUUAAAACAAAUGGAAAUUCAAUUGAAACACAUGGGAAAAACACCUAACUUUUAAGUGAUGUGUGUUAUCAAGCGUAAUGGCAUUUUUAGGUUAGAAAUAAGAUUUUUUUUUUUUUUUCCCCAUAUAUAAGAGCUUAAGUUUUUUGAGUGAAAGCAGUGAAUUUGUUGUU